AUGACAUCUAGUUCAUUCUCUGAUGCGGUGCCUAACCAGAACCAAAGUAUAUUGAUAAUUGUUAUGUGCUUGAUUGCAACCUGGGUGGAUGAUCCAACUGGGGAUGCGUAUAAACGUCAUCUUGCAAGAAUACCUGACUAUUUUUGGGUUGCUGAAGAUGGAAUGAAAAUGCAGAGUUUUGGCUGUCAAAUGUGGGAUGCAGCCUUUGUUAUUCAAGCGAUCAUAUCAAGUAAUCUUGCAGAAGAAUACGGGCCUACUCUUAAAAAAUCACAUGAUUUUGUAAAAUCCUCACAGAUUCGCGAUAACCCCCUGGAGAUUUCAGUAAAAUGUACAGAGCACACUUCUAAAGGCGGGUGGACGUUUUCAAUGCAAGACCAGGGUUUGCAAGUCUCAGAUUGUACAGCGGAAGGCUUGAAGGUUGCACUUCUGUAUUCCCAAAUGAGCCAAGAACUUGUUGGUGAAAAACUUGAAUCUGGGUGUCUCUAUGAUGCUGUCAAUGUUAUUCUUUCAUUACAAAGUGAAAAUGGUGGCUUUCCAGCUUGGGAGCCGCGUAGGGCUUAUUCUUGGGUGGAGAAAUUCAAUCCAAUAGAGUUUUUUGAAGAUGCGUUGAUUGAGCGAGACUAUGUGGAAUGCACCUCGUCCGCCAUCCAAGGUUUGGUGUUGUUCAAGAAGUUGCACCCUGGACAUAGAAUACAGGAGAUCCAAAGUUGCAUUUCAAGAGCUGUGAAGUACAUUCAUGACAGACAAAACCCAGAUGGUUCAUGGCAUGGUUGUUGGGGAAUAUGUUACACCUAUGGUACAUGGUUCGCAGUUUGUGGUAAGACCUAUUAUAAUAGUCCCACACUUCGAAAAGCUUGUGCAUUUCUGCUAUCGAAACAACUUCCUGAUGGUGGAUGGGGAGAGAGUUAUCUUAGCAGUGUAAAUAUUUUAUUUUGUUUGAUAUAUGAAUAUACAAAUUUGGAUGGAAAUCGAUCAAAUUUGGUACAAACCUCAUGGGCUUUAAUCUCACUUAUGAAAGCCGGACAGGCUAAAGUUGAUAGUACACCAGUAAAACGUGGAAUACGGCUCCUCAUAAAUUCUCAAAUGGAAGAAGGAGACUUCCCACAGCAGGAAAUCACAGGAGCUUUCUUUGGGAAUUGUAUCCUCAAUUACUCAUCAUAUCGAAAUAUAUUCCCUAUUUGGGCUCUUGGUGAGUACCGUCGUACUCUUCGGUGUGCAUGA
Molecule: messenger RNA, 1221 nt
Organism: Helianthus annuus (common sunflower)
Lineage: Eukaryota; Viridiplantae; Streptophyta; Magnoliopsida; Asterales; Asteraceae
Product: lupeol synthase
Exons: 14
Coding region: 1-1221 (406 amino acids)
Biological process (GO): triterpenoid biosynthetic process
Cellular component (GO): lipid droplet
Molecular function (GO): intramolecular transferase activity
Source: RefSeq, a predicted model, not a curated record